Candoia aspera is the source of this 1098-nucleotide messenger RNA. RefSeq names its product serine dehydratase (gene SDS). The transcript is spliced from 7 exons. Lineage: Eukaryota; Metazoa; Chordata; Lepidosauria; Squamata; Candoiidae. Gene Ontology annotation, biological process: L-threonine catabolic process; L-serine catabolic process. The record is from RefSeq and is a predicted model, not a curated record. The coding region runs from base 1 to 1098 and encodes 365 amino acids. Gene Ontology annotation, molecular function: threonine deaminase activity; pyridoxal phosphate binding; L-serine ammonia-lyase activity.
AUGGCUCCUUCUAACCCACUCCAUGUGAAUACACCACUGAGAGAGAGCGUCCUUCUCUCCAAGCUGGCUGGCACCAAGGUCUACCUGAAACUGGAGUGUGCCCAACCCACAGGUUCUUUUAAGAUACGGGGCAUUGGGAAUUUCUGCAAAACGUGGGUGGAACGAGGUUGCAAGCAUUUUGUCAGUUCCUCAGGUGGAAAUGCUGGCCUUGCAGUUGCCUACUCUGCCCGAAUGUUGGGGAUCCCGGCCACCAUCUAUGUCCCCUCCUCUACCCCAGCUUUCACCAUUGAGCGACUAAAGGAAGAAGGCAGCUCUGUGUGUGUUGAAGGAAAGGUACUGACAGAAAGCACAAAAGCAGCUAAGGAGCUGGUGAAGAACAACCCUGAGUGGGUCUAUGUGCCUCCAUUUGAUGACCCCCUGAUUUGGGAAGGUCACAUGUCUCUGGUCAGGGAGAUGAAGGAGCAGAUGGUGUCCAAACCUGGAGCACUGGCACUCUCUGUUGGAGGAGGAGGCAUGCUGUGUGGAGUGAUCCAAGGCCUGCGUGAAGUGGGCUGGGAUGAUGUGCCUGUUGUUGCCUUGGAAACCAAAGGAGCUCACAGCCUGAAUGCUGCCUUGGCAGCUGGGAAGCUGGUGAUGCUUCCCCAAAUUACCAGCAUUGCUACAACUCUGGGGGUGAGCAUCGUGGCAGCAGAGACUCUGAAGCUGGCUCAGGAGCACCCCACUUUAUCAGUGGUGGUCACGGAUCAAGAGGCAGUCGAAGCUCUUGAGAAGUUUGUGGAUGAUGAGAAGAUCCUUGUGGAGCCUGCCUGCGGGGCUGCCUUGGCCAUUGUCUACAGCAGAGUGGUGCAAAAGCUUCAGGCAGAAGGCAAACUGAAGCCCCACCUGGACUCCCUCGUGGUGGUCGUGUGUGGGGGAAACAACAUCACGUUGGCCCAGCUGCAGCAUCUCAAGUCACAGCUGGGCUUCUCGAAUGCUGUGGAGCAGUGGGAUGAUGACUUAGAAGAGAGCCACAUUGCGAUGGCCCUGUGGUCUUCCCAAAACAGAGGCAGCGUUUUUCACACUUCGUUCCAGACACACCGGCCACCCUGUAGUUAUUAA